Messenger RNA from Micromonas pusilla CCMP1545, 1823 nucleotides. RefSeq lists its product as uncharacterized. The record is from RefSeq and is a predicted model, not a curated record. Gene Ontology annotation, molecular function: RNA methyltransferase activity. The coding region runs from base 1 to 1650 and encodes 549 amino acids. The transcript is spliced from 2 exons. NCBI's taxonomy places the organism in Eukaryota, Viridiplantae, Chlorophyta, Mamiellophyceae, Mamiellales, Mamiellaceae. Gene Ontology annotation, biological process: RNA processing.
AUGUUGUUCGUGCGCCGUGCCGCGAUCCACAGCGCCUGCCGUUCUCCAGUUGUGCGAACUCUUUCGCACAGAUAUACAGGUAUCAAGGCAUUGUCGUUUAGAGCUCCGCAGGAACCCGUCGUAAUUGGCGAAGAAGUGGACGUUGAGUGCACUGCUGUUGCUUUCGGAGGGCGUGGGGUGUGCAAAUUUCCAGGAGGUUUUGUCAUUCUAUGCGAGCGAGCUGUGCCCGGAGAGAAGGUCCACGCGCGAAUUACGGCCAUAAAAAAAGGUGGACGCUACGCCGAGGCUGUCAAGAUUCAGAGAUUGCGACCAACCCCGUACCAUGUCAACGCUCCGUGCCCGCAUUUCGAUCGUUGCGGUGGUUGCACUUGGCUUGACGUUGCUUACGAUCAACAGCUUGCUUUCAAGCGUGAUCAAGUGGUGGACGUCAUGACCAGAAUCGCUAGAAUAAAUGAUGCGGAUCGGAUUGUGAAUGCGAUAUCACCUAGUCAGCAGAGAUUGCGCUAUCGUAACAAGAUGGAGUUCGCGUUUGCUCAAGUAGGGGACAACAGCAGUGGUCGCCCUGCGUUCGGCUUGAGACCAGCUGGUGACCACACUGGACUGGUUGAAGUUUUCACAUCAGGCUGUGUGUUGCAGCAAGUGGUCGCAGACAAAGUUCUCGCACGAUGUGCAGCACACCUGCAUGCAAUGGCAGACGUAUCUGCAUUGUUACCAGUGUUCAAUCGGCGGACUGGUUGUGGGGUACUACGAAGCCUGACACUACGUACAGCUCCUCUUGCAGGCAGGUGCAGUGGUGAAACUGCAGUGAUGGUAAUCAUAGCAGCAGCGUUGGACCGUCAAGGAAAAGAGACAAAGAAGGCAUUUGCAGCCCUAGCUGCAGACUUAGCUACCAUUGAUUGUGUGCAAUCGGUGGUUCAUGAGCGCGUUGGUGACAACAAUGAAAAUCAGAUCACGGUGUUACAUGGCCCAGCUACCAUCUCCAUUACCCUUCGCGGAGUUGUAUUUGCCUUAUCCGUGAAAUCGUUUUUCCAGACCAACACUAAACAGGCAGAAAUUCUAGUGGAGAGCGUGGAAGAAGCCUGCGCCCUUACUGGGGAAAAUACGGAGACAAUCCUCGAUUUAUUUUGUGGUGUCGGGACCUUCGGCCUUUGCUUAGCGUCCAAAGCUCGCCAUGUUUACGGUUGCGAAAUUGUCCCCGAAGCCGUUGAAGACGCGAAACGAAACGCUGUGGCCAACAGAAUAGAGAACGCAACCUUUUGGCAGGCCGAUUUAGCACAGCUCUCCGAAUCCAUGCUAUGUGCAGACAGCAAAAGUAUGAGCAAGAGCAUUGUUUUUGGUAAAGAUGUGGUACGUCCAGAUGUAGUGAUUGUAGAUCCUGCGCGCUCUGGGAUGGAUGUAACACUAGUGGCGAUUCUCCGCAGUCUUGGCAUCCCACGUAUAGUGUAUGUGUCAUGCAACCCGGCCACACAGGCUAGAGACGUUGCAUUAUUGUGUGACGUGAGCGACAACACACAAUCCGGAGAUCUGCUUGCAAAGUACCGGCUCAUUUCCUGCAUUCCAGUUGACUUGUUUCCACACACACCUCACGUAGAAAAUAUCGUGGUGUUGGAAAGAGUGCCGAGCACGCGUGGUUACGAAGUAUAUUCUUGACUGAGAACGUCGACGGUUGAUGAGAAUGUCCUGUCAAAACCAAGGAGAAAGGUUAGUGAACUGCAUGGCAGUUUGACACAAGGUUAUCUGCGCACUUAUGCAAUAAAAUCUGCAACAUAAUAUGGCAAUCAGGUACAGGUGAAGUUGUUGUAAUUGAACGGACCUUGUUGAAC